Molecule: messenger RNA, 2406 nt
Organism: Schistocerca americana (American grasshopper)
Lineage: Eukaryota; Metazoa; Arthropoda; Insecta; Orthoptera; Acrididae
Product: chitin-binding domain protein cbd-1-like
Exons: 4
Coding region: 40-2406 (788 amino acids)
Cellular component (GO): extracellular region
Molecular function (GO): chitin binding
Source: RefSeq, a predicted model, not a curated record
CUCGCUUAGAAUCGUCGAAAGCUCGGACGAGUUUCCGACAUGAAUCUACGAGCAAGUGUAUUAACGACCGUGUUAGUCGUAAUUGCUACUGCUGCCGUCCGUGCAUCACCUGUAGGGGACUGUCCGCCAGUAGAUCCAGUGGACCACACAGACCAUCUACCAGACAGCAAAAACUGUUCACUUUUCUACAAAUGUGAUCACGCAGCUCCUGUACUGUUUGAAUGUCCUGAUGGGUUGCACUUCAACCCUACACUGGAAGUCUGUGACUGGCCAGAUAAUGCAGGUUGCACAGGUGGAUCAGCAUCAACCAUAGCUCCCAGCUCAACAGCUAAGCCUCCUCCAUCAGGAGACUGUCCAGCUGUCGGCACAUGCCCUCAAAAUGAAGAUGAGAAUUCUAUUGCUAAGCACCUUCCACACGCAUCAAACUGCAGUCAGUUCUGCAAAUGUGACCAUGGGAAUCCCGUGACGUUCGACUGCCCUGCUGGACUCCACUUCAACCCUACUCUGGAGGUAUGUGACUGGCCAGAAAAUGCAGGUUGCACAGGUGGAUCAUCAUCAACUCCAGCAUCAAGCUCAACAGCUAACCCUCCUCCACCAGGAGACUGUCCAGCUGUCGGCACAUGCCCACAAAAUGAAGAUGAGAAUUCUAUUGCUAAGCACCUUCCACAUGCCUCUAACUGCAGUCAGUUCUGCAAAUGUGACCAUGGGAAACCCGUGACGUUCGACUGCCCUGCUGGACUCCACUUCAACCCUACUCUGGAGGUAUGUGACUGGCCAGAAAAUGCAGGUUGCACAGGUGGAUCAUCAUCAACUCCAGCAUCAAGCUCAACAGCUAACCCUCCUCCACCAGGAGACUGUCCAGCUGUCGGCACAUGCCCACAAAAUGAAGAUGAGAAUUCUAUUGCUAAGCACCUUCCACAUGCCUCAAACUGCAGUCAGUUCUGCAAAUGUGACCAUGGGAAACCCGUGACGUUCGACUGCCCUGCUGGACUCCACUUCAACCCUACUCUGGAGGUAUGUGACUGGCCAGAAAAUGCAGGUUGCACAGGUGGAUCAUCAUCAACUCCAGCAUCAAGCUCAACAGCUAACCCUCCUCCACCAGGAGACUGUCCAGCUGUCGGCACAUGCCCACAAAAUGAAGAUGAGAAUUCUAUCGCUAAGCACCUUCCACAUGCCUCUAACUGCAGUCAGUUCUGCAAAUGUGACCAUGGGAAACCCGUGACGUUCGACUGCCCUGCUGGACUCCACUUCAACCCUACUCUGGAGGUAUGUGACUGGCCAGAAAAUGCAGGUUGCACAGGUGGAUCAGCAUCAACUCCAGAAUCAAGCUCAACAGCUAAGCCUCCUCCAUCAGGAGACUGUCCAGCUGUCGGCACAUGCCCACAAAAUGAAGAUGAGAAUUCUAUUGCUAAGCACCUUCCACAUGCAUCAAACUGCAGUCAGUUCUGCAAAUGUGACCAUGGGAAUCCCGUGACGUUCGACUGCCCUGCUGGACUCCACUUCAACCCUACUCUGGAGGUAUGUGACUGGCCAGAAAAUGCAGGUUGCACAGGUGGAUCAGCAUCAACUCCAGAAUCAAGCUCAACAGCUAAGCCUCCUCCAUCAGGAGACUGUCCAGCUGUCGGCACAUGCCCACAAAAUGAAGAUGAGAAUUCUAUUGCUAAGCACCUUCCACAUGCCUCUAACUGCAGUCAGUUCUGCAAAUGUGACCAUGGGAAUCCCGUGACGUUCGACUGCCCUGCUGGACUCCACUUCAACCCUACUCUGGAGGUAUGUGACUGGCCAGAAAAUGCAGGUUGCACAGGUGGAUCAGCAUCAACUCCAGAAUCAAGCUCAACAGCUAAGCCUCCUCCAUCAGGAGACUGUCCAGCUGUCGGCACAUGCCCACAAAAUGAAGAUGAGAAUUCUAUUGCUAAGCACCUUCCACAUGCCUCAAACUGCAGUCAGUUCUGCAAAUGUGACCAUGGGAAACCCGUGACGUUCGACUGCCCUGCUGGUCUCCACUUCAACCCUACUCUGGAAGUAUAUGGUCCAACAUCAGCUACACCAACUACUGCAGAACCAAAGAGCUCCAUAGGGUCAGGUGAUCAAGACCCUUUCAAGUCAAUGGGAUCAUGUCGUGCUUAUGAUCUAGUCCUUAUUGCCCAGUAUCUUGCAUAUAAAACCAACAGUACUGUAUAUUGUAGACGAUGUAGCAAUAAUCUGGAUAUGUCUGGAACACAUAAUAAAGUCACACGUUUAAUGCUAAUAAACUUCCUCUUCAUUGGCAUGGACGCAACACGUCAGAUAUAUACAAAUAUGUCUGUAGAUCAAAUGAAAUGUGCUAUAAAUUUUGGCUUUUAUACCAAUAUCAUAAUCAGCAUUCAUAACCGAAAGUAUCCACUAAAUUGGCAUCCAUCUCUAUAG